This is a messenger RNA of Capsicum annuum, 1782 nucleotides long. RefSeq names its product bifunctional nuclease 2. The transcript has 10 exons. Gene Ontology annotation, molecular function: nuclease activity. Gene Ontology annotation, cellular component: VCB complex; nucleus. Gene Ontology annotation, biological process: protein ubiquitination. The coding region runs from base 285 to 1256 and encodes 323 amino acids. NCBI's taxonomy places the organism in Eukaryota, Viridiplantae, Streptophyta, Magnoliopsida, Solanales, Solanaceae. The record is from RefSeq and is a predicted model, not a curated record.
UAAAUUUAUACACGUAUCUUUUUAACUUUGUAAAUAUCUAAAAACAGCACUUUAAAAAUGAAACAUUGCUUUGGAAAUGGGAAAGGGAAUCAAUCUCACCCUCCUUGUCGAAGCAGUAAUCUUAAAAGCCACUUGAACAUCAACAUACAUAUACAUCAUCUUCCAUUCCGUUCACCCAACAACAACAUCAACUUACUUUCCUAUCUUUUUUUCACCUAAUUUCAUUUUAUCUCUAAAUCCCCCCUUUUCCCCUCUCUCCCUACAUUGAAUUUAUCGUCCUCGCAAUGCUCGCCGCUGAGUUGAGAAUCCCUACCGUCGCCGGACUUUUUACUCAUCUACCAGAAACCAGUCGCUGGACUGCCAGCUGGCACUGUUACUCCUCCCUUCCAAAACUCUCUUACCAUUUCUCUUAUAGAAAUAUGCAUUUUAGAAAGUCGAAAUUCAUGCUAAUCUGCUGCAAGUCAUCAAGCGGAAGGUUUAAUUGGAAAUCCAAUCACAGUGACGUACCCGAUGAUGAGGAUUAUGUUGAAGCUGUUGUCCUCCUUUCAGAAACUAUGAGGCACUACAAAAUGCUUAUGCGCGGAUUUCAAGAAGAAACAAGGUGGAACUCAUCUUCUCCCCUGGUUCCCUUUUCUUCUCACCCCAAGGAUCGUAUUGCUGAUGCAUCAUCUUUAGGGACUGGAUUUCUUCGCCGUUUCAAGAAUCCAACUAUUUUUCUUAAGAUUUCUUGUGAUGCGGAAUAUGUCUUACCAAUUAUUGUUGGAGAAUAUGCUGUCGAAAAACUUAUAGAUUCAUUGCAUGAGGAGGAGACACGGGAUUGCCCCGACCAGUUCCUGCUUGUGAGGAAUCUAUUGUUGAAAUGUGGCUAUGAAGUUAAAAUGGUGAAGAUUACGCAAAGAGUGACUAGUACCUAUUUUGCCAGAAUAUUUUUCCACAAGGCAGGGGAAAAAGAUAUUAUUAGUGUGGAUGCUCGUCCUUCAGAUGCCAUUAAUGUUGCCAGAAGAUGUAAGGCACCGAUAUUUGUGAAUAAGCAAAUAGUCUUGACUGAUGCAACAAUAAUAGGUUAUGGAAUGGACAGAUCUAGCAGAAUUAAGUGCACUUAUGACGUAUUACUAGAUAGUGCAUCAGAUGGCCCCGAUUUACUUUCUGAAGAACUUGGUGUGUUGAGAAAUAUGAACUUAGCAGUGAAUGAGGAGAGAUAUAAUGAUGCAGCUAUGUGGAAGGACAAAUUGAUGAGACUUCGUGAGAAGACAUGAACUCUAAAUCUUUUUCCAGAACUUAAAUGUAAAUAUUCCUUCUGGAUUGCGAUGAUGAAGGAUGGCAGCUAUGACACUCUGCUGUAUCUCAACUUUUCAGCACCAUACUAACUAAAGUUUCGAGGAAUCAAUAACUUACAGGGAAGUUUCAAUAUUAUUGUUGUGUAUAGGUUUCCCUUAUUGUGGAAAUCUUUGGUGAAAAGUAAAUUCCUUGCCUAUGUUGUGUCGGUUUGGCUUCUUAUACCGCAACAAUGCAACCACUAGGUAAAAAUGUAUAUAGUUGGCUUGUUGCUGAAGAAUGUAUCAACGAUGUGAGAAUAGCAAAAGACAAGAAUUUGGUUAACCGAAAUCAUCUCGUGUAACAGAUAUUGCACCCAACCCCAUACGUAGAUUGCUGUAUGUAAGUUAAAAGAAUGGGGCUGGAGUCUCUUUGCUCAAGUAUAUGUUGUAUAUUGGUUUAUCCUUAUUUACAAACUAAGAAUACCAGAAGGGGGUGUCUUGACAAGCAUCCCUCCCUUUUUCUUCA